Molecule: messenger RNA, 2163 nt
Organism: Sorex fumeus (smoky shrew)
Lineage: Eukaryota; Metazoa; Chordata; Mammalia; Eulipotyphla; Soricidae
Gene: NUCB1
Product: nucleobindin 1
Exons: 13
Coding region: 124-1500 (458 amino acids)
Cellular component (GO): extracellular exosome; endoplasmic reticulum-Golgi intermediate compartment
Molecular function (GO): calcium ion binding
Source: RefSeq, a predicted model, not a curated record
CAAUCAAGACCUGGGGACCGGCACUGUCUGGGGGCGUGGCCUCGGGGGGAAACCACCGGGAUUGCCGCGGACGUCUCAACCCGGGAAAACGCCCUCUGCGGGAAGGAAAGACAGCACGCCGCCAUGCCUCGCUCUGGGCUCCGCGUCGCCCUUCUCCUGCCACCGCUGCUGUUGCUGCGCGCUGUUCUGGCCGUACCCUUGGAGCGCGGGGCGUCCAAGGAGGAGAACCCCGCCACCGAGACCCCCGACACGGGCUUAUACUACCACCGAUACCUCCAAGAAGUCAUCAAUGUGCUGGAAACGGACGGGCACUUCCGGGAGAAGCUUCAGGCGGCCAAUGCUGAGGAUAUCAAGAGUGGGAAGCUGAGCCGGGAGCUGGACUUCGUCAGCCAUCAUGUCCGCACCAAGCUCGACGAACUCAAGCGCCAGGAGGUGUCGCGGCUGCGGAUGCUGCUCAAGGCCAAGAUGGAUGCGGAGCAGGAGCCCAACAUGCAGUUGGACCACCUGAGCCUCCUGAAGCAGUUUGAACAUCUGGACCCCCAGAACCAGCACACAUUUGAGGCGCGGGACCUGGAACUGUUGAUCCAGACGGCCACCCGGGACCUCGCCCAGUACGACGCCGCCCAUCACGAAGAGUUCAAACGCUAUGAGAUGCUCAAGGAACACGAGCGGCGCCGCUACCUGGAGUCCCUGGGCGAGGAACAGCGGAAGGAGGCAGAGAGGAAGCUGGAAGAGCAGCAGCGCCGGCACCGCGAACACCCCAAAGUCAAUGUGCCCGGCAGCCAAGCACAGCUGAAGGAGGUGUGGGAGGAGCUGGAUGGAUUGGACCCCAACAGGUUUAACCCCAAGACCUUCUUCAUACUGCAUGAUAUCAACAGUGAUGGUGUCCUGGAUGAACAAGAGCUGGAGGCCCUCUUCACCAAAGAGCUGGAGAAAGUGUAUGAUCCAAAGAAUGAAGAAGAUGACAUGCGGGAGAUGGAGGAGGAGCGACUGCGCAUGCGGGAGCAUGUGAUGAAGAACGUGGACACCAACCAGGACCGCCUAGUGACCCUGGAGGAGUUCCUGGCAUCUACUCAGAGGAAGGAGUUUGGGGACACUGGGGAGGGCUGGGAGACGGUGGAGAUGCGCCCCGCUUACACGGAGGAAGAGCUGAAGAGGUUCGAGGAGGAGCUGGCGGCACGGGAGGCAGAGCUGAAUGCCAAGGCCCAGCGCCUCAGCCAAGAGACAGAGGCUCUGGGUCGCUCCCAGGGCCGCCUAGAGGCUCAGAAGAGAGAACUACAGCAGGCCGUGCUGUACAUGGAACAGAGGAAACAGCAGCUGCAAGGCCACAGUGACUCAGCGCCCAGACCUGAUGGGCAGCUCAAGUUCCACCCUGAAACAGUUCCAGAUGAUGCUCCUGUCCCAGCCCCAGUUGGUGACCACAAAGAUGUGGACACGUCAGAGAAGAAGGUCCCAGAGCAGCCCCCCGAGCAGUCGCGGCUGGAGCCCCAGAACCUGUGAUGGCUCAUAUCCCACCACCCCCUGGGUCCUUGUAGAAGCAACUGAUGUGGGGGCGCUAAGGGUCAGGAUGAAUCCUCUAGGGCCAGCAAUCUGGGGAGCCUCUGGGACAGGGGACAGGGUGGCAGGUCACACUUGACCCAGACCCACUCUGUGCCUCGGUUUCCCCCAGGCCUGGCCCUUCUUUCUGUCCCUCUUCAAGGACCCGCCUUGUCUCAUAUCCAGUGGGGUGUUCAUUGGUCCACCUAAUGGGGGGUCACUCCUCCUUCCUGAGAGGGAUUGUUCUGUGCUUAUUUUCUGGGCUUUAGGAAGCCCCAGCUGCUGGAACCACCCCCCCCCCCUCCAGACUCUGCUUUGGCUGAUUAUGGAUCUUGGGGAUCCCUUGGAAACUUGAUACCAGUGACAACUGGAAGACCCAUGGACGGGUCCUAUCUCCUUUCGCAGUGCUGACUCUCCCCAAUUCUCUGGCCUCUUCUGCCUUGGGCCUCCUUCCUGACACCCCAGAAGGGUUCCAGAGCUUCCCCGGUGUGGCUCCAGCCCCUCAGCCUCACGUGGGCACCCUCAGGGCUGGGCCCCUGCCCUUUGGCCUUCUCCCCCACUGCCCUCCAUCCUGCUCUCCCGGUUCCCCCAAAUAUACUUUCUGGAACAAAUCUAUGCCUUGUCUGA